GGGCUUUGCCUUAUUAGGGCUUUCAACGGUUGAUAUACACGCGUUUGCUUCUCAUCCGCUUCUCUCUCUGGCUCGCUUCCUCCCUUCUUCGCUCGCUCUGCUCAGCAAUCAUGAGCACCGCUAUAGGCAGGAAGAUCAAGAUCGGUAUUGAAGGAUGUGGAAGUCUUAAUCUUUUUCUUAGAAGGCUCGCUCCCCACAGAGCAGAUACUAAGACCCUUCCGGCACUGCCCUACCUCAUUUCAAAGCAGGAUCAACAAAGACAGGAAUCUGGUGGUGUAAAGUCUUUGAGGAUGCUUGCGCUCCUUGGUGCAGGUGUAUCAGGACUUCUAAGUUGUGCAACAGUAGCUUAUAAUUCUGAUGAGGCGGAACAUGGCUUGGCUUGUCCUAACUAUCCUUGGCCUCAUAAAGGGGUUCUUAGCUCAUAUGAUCAUUCAUCGAUUCGCCGGGGUCACCAAGUGUACCAACAAGUAUGUGCAUCUUGCCAUUCAAUGUCUCUAAUUUCAUAUCGUGAUCUCGUGGGUGUUGCAUAUACUGAAGAAGAGACAAAAGCCAUGGCGGCAGAGAUUGAGGUGGUUGAUGGGCCUAAUGAUGAGGGUGAGAUGUUCACCCGUCCAGGCAAGCUAAGUGAUCGUUUUCCUGAGCCAUAUGUGAAUGAACAAGCAGCAAGAUUUGCUAAUGGAGGGGCGUACCCUCCUGAUCUAAGUCUUAUCACUAAGGCCCGUCAUAAUGGUCAGAACUAUGUAUUUGCUCUUCUGACUGGUUAUCGUGAUCCUCCUGCUGGUGUUAUGAUAAGAGAUGGCCUUCACUAUAAUCCUUACUUUCCUGGUGGUGCUAUUGCUAUGCCCAAAAUGCUCAAUGAUGGUGCUGUGGAAUAUGAAGAUGGUACCCCUGCAACAGAGUCCCAGAUGGGGAAAGAUGUUGUGUCAUUUUUGGCAUGGGCUGCUGAGCCAGAAAUGGAAGAGAGAAAACUGAUGGGAUUUAAAUGGAUCUUUGUGCUGUCGCUUGCACUUCUUCAAGCUGCUUAUUACAGACGCUUGAGAUGGUCAGUCCUCAAGUCUCGAAAGCUGGUUCUUGAUGUUGUCAACUAAGCUCAAUACCGGGUGUUAGAGGAAACGAAAUUUAGCAAUAGUGGUUGUAGAUGAUUUUGUUACUCAAUUUUUAUCGUAUGUUGAGAUGACCUCUAGAGUUGAAUGCUGGAUAAGCAAGAGUCUGCAAAGCAAUUGUGUUUUUGUUAAGAGAAUAAUAAGCGGCUCUUAUACAUUGUACACCGUGUUUGUUUGUUAUUGAUAUUAUUUACUCCACUCAUUAACAUUGUAAGUUGUUUUAGGCACAAAGAAUUAUGUUCUUUAUUAUUUGCC
Messenger RNA from Tripterygium wilfordii, 1358 nucleotides. Its product is annotated as cytochrome c1-2, heme protein, mitochondrial-like. NCBI's taxonomy places the organism in Eukaryota, Viridiplantae, Streptophyta, Magnoliopsida, Celastrales, Celastraceae. Gene Ontology annotation, molecular function: electron transfer activity; heme binding. The transcript is spliced from 9 exons. Bases 111 to 1088 code for a protein of 325 amino acids. Gene Ontology annotation, biological process: mitochondrial electron transport, ubiquinol to cytochrome c. The record is from RefSeq and is a predicted model, not a curated record.